Molecule: messenger RNA, 3441 nt
Organism: Pelmatolapia mariae (spotted tilapia)
Lineage: Eukaryota; Metazoa; Chordata; Actinopteri; Cichliformes; Cichlidae
Gene: rab23
Product: RAB23, member RAS oncogene family
Exons: 7
Coding region: 460-1167 (235 amino acids)
Biological process (GO): vesicle-mediated transport
Molecular function (GO): GTP binding; GTPase activity
Source: RefSeq, a predicted model, not a curated record
ACACUAGCGAGCUAGCCAACAGCCUGCCUGGCUAGCUCUCACACGCAACGUAGCUCACUGAAAUAGGCAGCAAUGCAUAUCCAUUCUAUAAAUGUCAUGAGAGUGACCUCAGGAGUUGACAGUCAAUAAACGGUAUCUUUCGUUUAGGAGAGAACGUUUUUGCACUACACAGGAAAGAAGUCGUCAGCGAACGGAGCAGAAGGUUGUCUUCCUUCUGUGAAAAGUGGCUAAUCUUAGCUAGGCACCCUUAGCACCGGAGUCUCUUGCGUCUCCUCUUGCCACGGAGAAGAGCGGCGGGAGGCUGUAGAUAUGUGGAUGUGGGUUAGCUGACUGCAUAGCUCGCCUAAUGUCAUUGGAUGAGUUGUAGCGUCGUUUUACAGCUGGUACAUGUGCUCCCGUCACAGCUCUGAAACAAUACAGGCACAGUGGAACUGAGAAAAUCAGCCAGACGUCACCACCAUGUUGGAGGAGGACAUGGAAGUGGCCAUCAAAGUGGUCGUGGUUGGCAAUGGAGCUGUCGGCAAGUCCAGUAUGAUCCAACGUUACUGCAAGGGCAUUUUCACUAAAGACUACAAAAAGACAAUUGGAGUGGACUUCCUGGAAAGGCAGAUACUUGUAAAUGAUGAAGAUGUCCGACUAAUGCUUUGGGACACUGCUGGGCAGGAGGAGUUUGAUGCCAUCACUAAGGCCUAUUACCGCGGUGCGCAGGCAUGUGUUCUUGUCUUCUCCACUACAGACCGGGACUCGUUUCAGGCUAUUGACAGCUGGAAGGAGAAGGUGGAAGCAGAAGUUGGAGAUAUUCCCACAGUUCUUGUGCAAAACAAAAUUGACCUCCUGGAAGAGACUGUUAUAAAAAAUGAGGAGGCAGAAGCAUUGGCUAAGAGACUUAAGCUAAGAUUUUAUCGCGCUUCAGUGAAAGAGGACCUAAAUGUGAAUGAGGUUUUUAAGUAUUUAGCUGAGAAGUAUCUACAGCGACUCAAACAGCAAACAGCAGAGGAGACAGAGGUGGUCCACACAACAAGCAAUAAAAUAGGUGUUUUUAAUACAACAAGUAGUAAUGUCUGCAACCAGAGCUCCAGCAACGGCAGAGAAGUCAUCACUUUGCGUCCUAACAAGCAAAGAACCAAGAAGACUAAAAAUCCCUUUGGAAGCUGCAGCCUCCUCUAGAGAAAAUCAUUUCAUUUUACUGACCGACAGUUAUUUCUGACACUAGAUUGGUCGUUAUUGUAAGCUGUUGAGGUAGCCACAGUUAGUGACCAAAGCUCACAUAGACUGGGAAACACUACACUAUAUUACUUUAUUAACCUAGUGUUCAUCUUCCUCGUCCCAUGUUGAUAGGUGUAUUGCUGUCUCGGAUAUUCAUCAGCGAUCUGGGCACAAAACCUAACCUUUGUACACACUUGGAUCCUCCUAAUGGUUGCCUUAAGAAACAACUGCAGCUACAGUAUGUUGUGUUAUUAAUUUAAUGAUGCCCAAAACAACUGAAGUUCUAGCUGUUGGCGCAGGUGGAUUUUCCCCCUUAUGGCCGAGGCUUUUGCUCUUUUUUUCUUUUCUUUUUUUUUUCACUCUUUUUUUUUGUUUGUUUGUUUUAAUGAAACUUGACAUACCGACUCUCAUCAAAGUAUGUAACAGCAAAAGUUGCACUCCAUGGAGACUUUUCCUUCUGUACGUGGUUAUUCUGUUUAACAUUUCAGCUGUGCAAUACAUUUGCAUGUAUUAUAAAAGAUAAGCAGAUUAUUUUAUUCCAUAUUUUUCUAACUGUUAAACAGAUAAUGGUUCAAACUAUAUUCUUCGUCCUGAUUGAACGCUGAGUUAAAUCUCUGUGCGUGAAGUAUUUUUGUACGAAGCACAAUAGCUUUGACUGAUCUUAUGUGCCAAAUUUUCUCUUUCUGAGCUGUGGUUAAACAUGUGCUCUCAUAGAUAUACGUAUGUAACCAAUGACACAAAAAUAGUCCUUUAUCUGUCUGCUUACACUUGUUAACCAAAUUAUUUUAGACAUAAAACACGAUUUACACUAAAAAAAAUCUCUGUUAUUUCAAUCAUAGUACCUCAAGUUACAACCAAUUGUCAGUUACAAUACAAUACUAUGCUUUUGAUUGCAGUUGUUUACAUUGUUUUGUUUAUUUUGGUAUAGCUUUGACAUAUAUAUUCAGAGUACAAUAAACACAGUACAGAAUUCUCCUAUUAGUUUUUUGACCUGGAUUGUGAAGAACCUUCUACAGACUAUAAAAAAGGAGCUGUAUUGGGGCCAGAAAGUGAAAAGAAAAAUGAAAGCUCACUGCUCAGUAGGUACUGUACCUGUGGUGUGGAGUUUAGGGUGGGAUGUAAACUAAUGCUCUCAGAAGGUGUUACAAAAAGUUGGCAAUCAAGAGGGGAUGUUUUGCUAUUGAAACGCUUACGUGUGUCUGAUUAUGCAAGAAAAUUACAUUUCUUUCUAACUAAAUGAGAGUACUCCCAGAAACAAAUCUCCCAAACUAAUCCUUAGUUUUCAAUACAGCUAGCUGUGAAAUGUGUAAUGUAUUCACCUUUCCUUCUGUUUUUCAGAACUCAUUAUUGGGUUACACAGGUUUACCAAGCACAACAAAAUAUUUAGUAAUAUAGAAAAGUCUUAGAUUAAACCUCCUGUCUUGAAUGAACAUCUCCUUAGUAGUUUCAGUUGUAGCUAUCUAAUGGAAUUAUAAUACAUAGGUCAUCUGGGAAUACAUGUGCAUGCAUGCUUUACUCUUAAAAGAAAAAAAGAUUUCAGAUCUGUGUUCAGAUUUUUUUCUAUUGUGAAAAUACCAAAAGGUGCUUAAAAUGUGUUCUACAGUUACACCAUUGGUACUAAGAUUGUGUCACAUUUCAAAGUUUCCCAUUAUUUUUUUUUUUUUUUGUAAACUGUGCUGUUUUGAAGACAAGCAAAGUGGCAUAACUAUAAUGCAUGCAGGCCUUUUUUCCCUCCCAUAUCAGUGAAUGUUUAAUCAUUACAAUGCCUUGUCAAUGUUUACAUUCUUCAGAGUACACAUUUUAAUCCAUCCUUUUGCUGUUUUUUUUUUUUAAUUGCCUUCACAGUAGAUCUGUAAGUAAUGUUUUUCUCAAGCUUGUGCUAGUUUGUGUUUACUUUGUCUUUUGACUGACUUGAUUCACUGCACUUUAUCAUUAAGAUGGCGUAUAAUUUUAAAGAAUCAGCAGUUAAAACUAACCAUACUUAAGUGCUGUCACUCAGGUGUAAUCUUUGUCUUAAUUUUACUUUUACUUUUUCUCACAUGACUUCAUGAGCAGAUUCACACCUUUAGAAAGACAAACCAACUUGUGUUGGCUUUCAGCCUGAGAAAAACGACACGACUUGCAGUUUUGUUGUGUCACACCCUGGAGUGUGCCACACAACUGUGUGUCUGUUGUUUUGUUUGCGAGGCAGUGUUUGGUGGCAAUCUGAUAUGAAUAAAAAUUUUCUUGAGCAUC